UGAGUUUUGCGCACGCGCAGAACGGAUCGGGCAGCAACCUUUAAUGUCAAUGCAUCCAUGUUUGUUGCUGUUUUAAACUUUAAGCGUGAAGCUUCACUUAAACGACACUACAGCGAGAAAUUUAAGUCGACAGUGGAAGAGACAUUAUGAGUCACGAAUAUAUUACAAAGUUGCGAGUUUCAACAGAGGCAAAACUCAGAAAAUUCAACUCUCUGCGUGAUCGAGAGGUGCAGCCUGGUGAGUUUUGGGACGUGGUUGUUGUGACCGCUGUGGAUGCGAGCCAGAGAGAAGCGUAUGAGCUGCAGAUCAGUGAGAAAGCUUACAGGAAAGAACUUCCCCUUGGAAUUCACUACAAAGUCUUCUCAGAUCCGCCUGGCUCUAAAAUAGGGAAUGGGGGGUCCACUCUGUGCGCGCUGCAGCAGCUGGAUGACAUCUUUGGGAAGGCUUUGGGCAGACUGAGAGUCAUCCUCAUCCAUGCAGGAGGGUUGAGUCAACGCUUGCCCAACGCCAGCGCUCUGGGGAAGAUCUUCACUGCCAUGCCGCUUGGUGACCCUCUUUACCAGAUGCUGGAACUCAAACUGGCAAUGUAUGUGGAUUUCCCAUCACAGAUGAAGCCCGGUGUACUGGUGACUUGUGCAGAUGACAUAGAGCUCUACAGUACUGCAGACGAUGAGAGUGUCAGGUUUGACAAACCUGGUUUUACAGCUUUAGCCCACCCCUCACCGCUGACUACUGGGACAACCCAUGGCGUGUUUGUGUUGGAUUCGUAUGAAAAAUCUACUUACUCAGAAAUGGAGAACAUUUCCUGCCUGCGCUUUCUGCACAAGCCGAGUAUUGAUGAGAUGCGAGAUAGCGGAGCUGUUUGUACAAGGCGAAACGGUUGUUUUUCCCUCUCUGAUACUGAGUUUGUCUACACAGACAGCACCUAUUAUGUCAGCUUUGAUACUGCGAAGUCUCUUCUCAAUCUUCUGAAAGAGUUGCAGCCUUUGGACUGUGAGAUAGACGCAUACGGUGACUUUCUCCAAGCUCUGGGGCCUAAAGCCACAAUAGAUUACACCAGCAACACCACAAAACCCAAAGAGGAGAGCAGUCUGGUGGAAGUUCGACAAAAGAUCUUCCAUCUUUUAAAGGGAACUCCCCUGAAUGUCAUUCUCCUGAACAACUCCAAGUUUUAUCACAUCGGGACCACAUCAGAGUACCUCUUUCACCUCACUGAGGAUGCGGCGCUGAGGAGUGAGCUGGGUCUCCUGUCAUCUGCUUUCAGUGUACAUGUAAAUGAAAACUCUGAGGGCUCUUCAGCAUGUAUUAUGUACAGCGUCCUCGAUCCCAGUUGCUCUGUGGGACCUGGAUCAGUGGUGGAGUACUCCAGGCUUGGAGCUGGAGUUUCCAUAGGCAGCUGCUCCAUCAUUAGCAGCUGCUGGGUCAGUGCAGGCCUUUCAGUGCCCAACAGAAUCUUCAUGCAUUCACUGUGUGUGAAUUACAAGAACCAAACCGGGUUUGUUUCUGUGGCGUUUGGGAUUAAUGACGACUUGAAGCACAGCGUGAAGGCCCCUGCAUACAUGGAAGAGCUGAAGCUUUUUGGUUUCAGCCUUGCAGAAUGCCUGUGCCACUGGGGGCUGAACAAUGAAGUCUUGAGGUUCUCUGGUGAUGCAUCCAGCUGUAGUUUGUGGAAGGCUUGUUUGUUUCCUGUUUGCUCUGACCCACAAAGCUCAUUCUCAAUGUCUCUGGAGAUGCUGCAGGCCGUCCUGAGUGGCUCAGUGUUCACAUUACCCAAAGACACAAAGCUUAUGUCUAUGCAAGAGUCCUUACAGUGUAAGAAUCUGGAGGAGAUGUUGAAGUUCAGGAAGGGACUAUAUGAAGACAUCACACGGAGAAAGAUUUGAAGGCAGUCUUUUUAACUGUGCUCUUGUGAGACUUUUUAUGUUGUCAGUUUAAGUACGAGAGCACAUUGAUUGUGCCAUUAUUAGUAUUAGUGUCUUACAUGAUCAUUCAGUGAUCAGAUGAUUUUGUUUUGAGUAGUAAGAUCUGAUAUGGAUUCUGUCAUGUGAUUCAUUGUGCUAUAACCUUUCAUAAGGAUCAUCUGUAAAGUUUUGCAUUUUUUUUUUCCUAUGGAAAAUAUAACUUUCUGUUCUCUUUCAUAA
Molecule: messenger RNA, 2141 nt
Organism: Scatophagus argus
Lineage: Eukaryota; Metazoa; Chordata; Actinopteri; Scatophagidae
Gene: fpgt
Product: fucose-1-phosphate guanylyltransferase
Molecular function (GO): transferase activity, transferring phosphorus-containing groups
Source: RefSeq, a predicted model, not a curated record